This is a messenger RNA of Arabidopsis arenosa, 1014 nucleotides long. The record is from the annotation of a GenBank genome assembly. NCBI's taxonomy places the organism in Eukaryota, Viridiplantae, Streptophyta, Magnoliopsida, Brassicales, Brassicaceae.
CGUGCCUUGUUAGAUUCAAGUUGGGAUGUCGAUAGAAAGUAGAAACCCAGAAGUGGCAGCUCCUACGGAGGUGGAUACUGGAGCCGAGUCCUCCUCUAAUGGAAAAGGGGUGCAAGAAGAAGAAAGUUGUGUUGUAAUGGCAACGAAAUCAUCGGUGCCAUGUGCGUUACAAGAACGGUAUGACCAAGCCAUUGCUCUGUUCCACUACUUCUUCAACGAGUCUAACGUUAUUCCAAACAUUGUCUCUUUCUACCGCACCAUCAGAGCUCAUUUUCGUGUACAAGAAGCAUUCCAACUAUACCAUCACGCAAGAGGUUUUGAUCCAGACUACUACACAUACAGGAUUCUGACCAAAGGUCUGGUCAACGCCGGGAGGGUCCAUGAAGCUGUUGGUAUAGUUAAGGCGGCUUUUCUGCGCGAUUCAACUGUAAACAGCUAUCUGAUUCGCGGAUUCUUGGAUCAAGGGAACCUCGACAAGGCUGCUCAAUUGUUCGAUAGAUUGAACGACGAUAUGUCUCAAGAGCUUUAUGAUUACAACGACAUAGCCCUGGUUGAUGCAACGUUUGUGGAUUACUGGUUAGACAAGGAAAUGGCUUUUGAUUCGGAGACUAUUAAUAUAAUGGUGAAUGAGUGUUUCAAGCUUGGCAAGUUUACGGAGGCCAUGGAGACUUUCGAUUUGGGAGCGUGGAAUAUUGUACGAGGCAGAGGGUUUGUUCGAGGAGAUGUGGUCACACAAAGACUUGGUCUUCUCUUGUCCCAUGAGAUUCCUAGAUUUAGAUCAAUGAUCAAUGGAUAUGUUAAGGUUGGGAGAGUGGAUGAUGCUCAACGGAUGUUGAAAAAGAUGGUGGAUGCAAGUCUACUCAAGGUUGCUAUUCAUAAGGCCGAUUAGAGUUUCUUUUGAUUGAUGGCUAGAGGAUGCUAACAAGGAGAGGCUAAGUUGGACCGGAAGAGGCGUCAGCGAGAAAGAAGCUUUAUGAAUUACUUAAGAGAAGAGAAUAAAACUAUGUCGAGACU